AUGGGCCAGAGGCUUCACCACGCCUUCGCCAAGCAGGAGGAGCAACUACAGGAGAGAUACAAGAACCUGAUGAGGAACAGCACGGAUCUGGGGCCUUUAACUGUGAUUCUUAUAACCCUGUAUCUAUUUGCAGCCCGGAGGUGUCCUCUGGGAUGGAUUAAGUUCCAGUGCAGUUGUUACAGAGUCUAUACUUCUAAGAGGACCUGGGAGAACAGCCACCAGUACUGCAAGAGCCAACAGGCCGCCCUGGUGAUCAUCAACAGCAGAGAGGAGCAGGUAUUUGUCAAUAGUUUGCUCCCGGACAAUAUGCAGAGCUGGAUGGGUUUGAGUGACAUCAGGACCGAAGGGGUUUGGACCUGGGUGGACGGAACCACCCUCAAUACAUCGUGAGUUAACCUUAGGUCAUCUCCCUCCCAGCUAGUCAACUAUCCCAUCAU
Gadus macrocephalus (Pacific cod) is the source of this 437-nucleotide messenger RNA. RefSeq names its product C-type lectin domain family 4 member M-like. The coding region runs from base 1 to 390 and encodes 129 amino acids. The transcript has 3 exons. Lineage: Eukaryota; Metazoa; Chordata; Actinopteri; Gadiformes; Gadidae. The record is from RefSeq and is a predicted model, not a curated record.